UUUGUCGAUACAUCCGCUAUAUACGUCCAGCGCACCAACAUAUGAUCAGCAGGAGAUGCUGUGCAAUAUUUUCAGUGUGUGAUUGCGCCGAUCCAAGUUGGAACUUUCGAGUUGCAGUGUUCCAUAUUUAUUUCUGUUCAUGUUGCCUUAACUUCGCGCUGUGCUUCCUGAGCGUUCUCUCCGUUUCACUUUCUCAGACAGCAGUAACCGUGAAGCGGUUUCUUCGAGACGUUUACGGUAUGGAAGACGACGGGCUGUUUGACGAGGACCCUGAUUUGUAUGAGAUCACGGAUUUUACAACAUCGACGGAAUGGGAAAGGUUUAUUGCUUCAGUAGAAGCAGUCAUUCACGAAUGGAAACUCACAACAUUAAGGACUCUAGAGCCAUUGAAAGAGGGUGAGCUUUCUGGCACAAACUGGAAGACUUGCUCUGAGGACAUAAGGUUUGCCAGUUUUGCAUUCAAAAUUACUAGGCAUUACUUACAAGAAGCUUCAAGAAGCUUAGAUGAAAGCCAGCAUCUUGAAGAUGAACCAACCCCCUUUGCCCUAGAAGAUAUGAUGACUUUAGGCAAUGAUUUCCCUCCUAGGGCUCAUUACUUGGUUCGAUGGUUUGGCUUGCGAGACUUUUUAGUUAUAGCACCAAGCAGUGAAGAGGAAGCUAUCUCAAGUGAAGAUAGAACGAAACUUCUUGUCAGCUCUGUUUCUGUAGCUUUAAACAACUCAAAGUGUCCACUGCCAGCUUUUGUGCAGGUCCACCACCCUCAAGAGCGCCUGUGCUUUGGCGUAUGUGUUGGGGGUGGACUGACAACACACUUUGAGAUGGUGCAUCUUAACCAUGUCCCAAAGCCCUGCAGCAAUGUGUCUGGCCUCUUGUCGCUCUUCAAAGGAAAGCUGUCGUAUGCCUCGCAACAAAGUCCAGCACCCAUUCAGCUAACCAUACGGUUUACCUACAUGCUUCAAGAUUGGUCCCCGGCUUCAUGGCCACAGCUUCCACAUGAUGUGACUGAUGACUGGUUCGACAUUGGCAAUCUUAAACUUGGGAAAUUGCCAUUUGGUGCCUUGGAAGAUCCCAUCUCGGAGAUGCAGCUUUCUGUUACCUGGCCCUCAGUUCCGGAGGAUGUGGUUGUGGAUAAUGAUGUCUACAGUGAUCUUCGACCGGAAAAUGCUCCCAAGUGGUCCAUCCGCAUGCGGUGGAAAGAAAACCCUGACUGUUUCAUGGAAGAGUACCUCAGAAACUUCUUUGUGGUAUGCCAGAUGACCAAUUCACUAGACGAUGUGCUCAAGAAUAUGGUUCAGACGGAAGACCUCUCAGCCAAGGCUGAAAUCCUUGAUGCAUUGGAUCGACUGGCGCAGCCCAAUGCUCUACCUUUUCGACUGCCUCAGCUGCCUCAGCCGGAGGUCUCCCCAGAGAGCCCGCGUAACAUGCUACUACGAAAUCAAGAGCUGCUUAUUGAAAUUCUGGGCUACAUCUUCCUGUCUUCAGAUGCCACUCCUCAUGAAAAGAAUGUGCUGGCUGAAUCUCCAGAACUUGAGUUGCCCCCUGAGGCAGACACAAAUACUAAGCUCUUGGAACUUCAGGAAAGCCUGAAUUCAUUGAAGACGACCCAUCCAAACAGUCUCCUUUGGCGUCUGGCGCUUGCGGCAGCACAUGUGUACCAUGCCUGCGGUGGCAUCGAAGCACUUGCGCAGCUUUGGGUCAAAGUAAUUGCAGAGAUGCGUUACUACUGGGAAAACAACCUCACUCUUCCAAGCCUCGAGCCUGGCACACCGAACCUCGCUGCUUCAAUUCUCCACCAAAAACUUCAGAUGCUGAACUACUGCAUCGAAAGGAAGAAGAAACGAGACCGGCGCAACAUGGCCGCGGACGAGUCUGGCUCCCAGCCCAAGUCGGGGUCAAGCGAAAGCGACGAGGAUAUAUUCUACGAGUGUCCCGACGACAUCGCCGCAGAAGGUGACAAGGGCGAGUCCGGGGACAAUACUGCCAUCGUGGGAAACGGCUCGAAGGAGACUGCGACAAGCAGCACAGGUGAACAGGAAGUCGUGCGCGAGGGCGUACUGCGCCGGUGUGGCGACAUGACGCUGCUUGGAAGCAGCGAGCCCCUCUACAUUCCUGUCACGCAGGAGCCGGCUCCGAUGACGGAGGACAUGCUGGAACAGCACGCUGAAGCACUGGUCAAGCUGGGAAGCAACCCCGAGGGUGCUGUGCUGCGUGCACGCAUGCAGAGCGCCUGCCUCUUCUCCGAUAUGGAGGCCUUCAAGGCAGCUAAUCCAGGAGCAUCACUGAGUGACUUUGUGCGUUGGUACUCUCCACGUGACUGGGUUGCACCAUUAGUGGAUCAGACAACUGGACAAGUGAUUGAAGAGGGCCACUUGAGUCAUCGUAUGCAGCUACCAGGCAACACUUGGCAAGAGGUUUGGGAGACUGCACGCCCUAUGCCUGCACAUAGGCAAAAACGCCUUUUUGAUGACACCAAGGAAGCAGAGAAGGUGCUGUAUUAUCUCCUGUCACUGCAUCCUGCUGAGAUUGUGAAGCUCUUGAUACCCAUUUUAAUCCACUGUGCUUUAGCACACAUCAUUGAUCAUGCCCACGAGGGUCCUCGUUCCUUGACAACAUUCCUGGAGCAAACCAUAACUAAGGUGGCUUCACAACUCAGAGGGAAAGAACCAAAGUAUAAGGAACUUCUGAGCUUGCUCUAUGAAGCCGAGGUAGCAAUCGCACGGUGUGUGAGCCUCCGAAAGAAGUUCAACCUUGACCACUGCACUGCAGGCUCUUCGGCCACAUCAUCUGACAGUGAUGUUUCACAGCGUCGUGCCUCAAGUGUUUCUGGACAACCGAGUAGCACAAGAAACCAGACUGCAAUUGAUGUAAAUAAGUUUGUGCUGGACCUUGUUGACAAUCCAGAGGUCUCUAUACCAGGUGCAGGGAAAGGCACUGUAGGGAAGCUAGUUUCUCAGCUUUUCGUCGACUCUAUGAAGUUGCAGGAAAGCGAUACAGCUUCAGAAGGGGAAGAGGACGGUGAAUGCAAGUUCCCCAGCCCAGCGGCGCGCGAGUACAUCCUGCGCACAAGGCACAGUCGGCCAACGCCUGCUUCAAGGUUGUCCCCGCAACGCAUGUUCUGUGUCAUGGCAGGAAAUGACUUUCGCCUGGCAGGUGCAUUCACCCAUGACACAAUUUUUUACUAAUGUUUAGAGACUACAGUUAUGUCUCUUCUAAAGUACUCACAGGUUUUUACUUUUUUGUGUUUAAGCUUAAUCUCUUCUCGAUAUGUGAUGGCAUGCUUUGGUGGCAGACAACCUUUACCAGCAUUAAUCUUAAGCAUUGGUGAUGGUUAGGUAAAUGCAAAACUUGUUUCUGUCUGUUACACUUUCAAGUGGUAAGUUGUUCCUACUUGAAAUUGUGAGAGAUUAGGACGUACUUAAUAAUGCAAAAAAGGGGGAUCAUAACUACAUAGAAUGCUUCACUUGUGCAACAAUAUUUGACAUUUUAGCCAAACUUUACAAACACUGACCAUAAUUCGGUACUUUCUGUGGGAAUUAACUUAAAUACAGCACUUCUUAUUAGCAGUGAUUUUAUGUGCUAAAUGAUGUAUUCCUGGGAGACAUUUCUAUCUCAUUCAUUUUACUUUCAAUAUAAUUGCUUUGCAAGCAUAUUGCGAUUUUUCUUUAACUUUUUCCCUAUUUGUGAUAGUGAGUGCAGUUAGUGCAUUUUCAUGCGAUGAAUUGCUUAAUAAAAUUAGUAUUUUUUCAACUUGGAGGCAUCAUAACAUGUGAUGCCACAAAAGUACUACAGUCAAGCUUUGAUUUUAGGGGUGUGUACUGUACAACGACGCUAAACAGAACUGCCGAGCUCAGUAUGCUCAUACUGAGAAUAUCACCCAUAAUACAGUUGCGCUCUUUGGCCAUCAAAUGACCUGCCACGGUGGUCUAGUGGUUAAGAUGCUCUAAAGUCCCUAGGUUUUUCCCUGUUCUUUCUUAAGUACCGACAACCAUUGAAGCGCCACUGACGAAUCUCAUUGGCUAAUGCUUGUUUUCGGUAGCCAUGUUCUUCCGAACGCUUUUCCGGCACUAGGUGAAAUGCGUCCCCCACUCACUAAUGACGGGGGAUUGGCGGGAGGAGAAACGUGCGUCGCGUUAGCAUAUUGUCUGCUGAAAGAUGCUUGGAUAAUGUACUAAGAUGUACGUGGCUUUGUAAAUCUUCCAAGUUAGGAAGAAAAUGGCGGCAAACGCCGGCUGCGCGUGAGAGAGCACUGGGAGAGGAGGCAGUUGUCGGUACUUAGGUAAAAGGGAAAAAUCUAGGGACUGUACUUAGACGUACAUGGCUUUGUAAAUCUUCCAAGUUAGGAAGAAAAUGGCGGCAAACGCCGGCUGCGUGUGAGGGAGCACUGCGAGAGGAGGCAGUUGUCAGUACUUAGGUAAAAGGGGAAAAUCUAGGGACUUUAACGUGCUUGACUGCUGACCCGCAGGUCGCGGGAUCAAAUCCCAGCCGCGGUGGCUGCAUUUUCGAUGGAGGCGAAAAUGCUAGAGGCCCGUGUACUUAGAUUUAGGUGCACAUUAAAGAACCCCAGGUGGUCGAAAUUUCCAGAGCCCUCCACUACGGCGUCUCUCAUAAUCAUAUCAUGGUUUUGGGACAUUAAACCUCACUAAUUAUUGAUUAUUAUGGCCAUCAAAUGGCGAUUGCGCCACAAAACACUAUAUAUAUA
Messenger RNA from Rhipicephalus sanguineus (brown dog tick), 4699 nucleotides. It is a transcript of the gene Rab3GAP1, whose product is annotated as rab3 GTPase-activating protein catalytic subunit. The transcript is spliced from 24 exons. The record is from RefSeq and is a predicted model, not a curated record. The coding region runs from base 42 to 3182 and encodes 1046 amino acids. Gene Ontology annotation, molecular function: GTPase activator activity. Lineage: Eukaryota; Metazoa; Arthropoda; Arachnida; Ixodida; Ixodidae. Gene Ontology annotation, biological process: positive regulation of GTPase activity.